Molecule: messenger RNA, 1752 nt
Organism: Nerophis lumbriciformis (worm pipefish)
Lineage: Eukaryota; Metazoa; Chordata; Actinopteri; Syngnathiformes; Syngnathidae
Source: RefSeq, a predicted model, not a curated record
AUGGCAACUAGAAAGUCCGCCAAAGCUCUUAUCGCUCUAUCCUGCCCCUUCGUGGGCCACAGCAAGUCUUUCAGAUGUCCCGCAGACGUGACUGUAGAAUAUCAACCAGAGAAGCACGAUCCCCUUAAACAGGAGGAGGAGAAGAUGUCGUGUAUGAAACAGGAGACGGAGCCAGAGACUCCCUUCAUUAAAGAAGAAGAACAGGAAGAUGAAAUCCCCAAGUUUCCAAUGGGUGUUCGUGUGAAAAUAGAAGAAGACGAAGGUCCAAGCGAAGAAGGCGGAUCAGCGAAACAUUCGAGUGACGGCUCAUUUCAACACCUGACAACAAGAAGAGAGAGACGAUCGCAACCGGACAACCUCUUGGCUCCGGUUUCGGACAGCGACGACUGUCCCACAGACGUCACUGUCGAAGAUCUUCACUCUGAAAAGUGCAAUCCCCUCCACAUCAAAAUGGAGGAGGAGUCGGAGAUGCCAUACGUCAAACAGGAGGCGGAGCCAUGGACGCCCUACUUGAAAGAAGAAAAGCAGGAAAAUGAAAUCACCAAAUUUCCAAUGACUGUCAGUGUGAAGAGUGAAGAAGGUCCCAGGGAAGAGAGCGGCGCAGCGAAACAUUCGAGUGACAGCUCCUUUCAGCACCUGACAACAGAAGAUGAGGGACGAUCACAACCGGAUAGCUUCUUAGCUCCACUUUCGGACAGCGAUGACGUAACGUCACACUCUUCUGACUUUAAUACUGCUGGGGAGGAUGAUGACUUUGACCAAAAUGCUUCAAAAUCCUUAAAUGAGUCAUCAUUGAAAAAAGACACUCAAGAAAGCGCAGUGAGGAAAUCUUUUCCCUGCUCACUUUGUGAUAAAACAUUUUCUUGGAAGCAUCAUUUAAAAACACACAUGCGUACACACACCGGUGAGAAGCCUUUUGGCUGCACGUUUUGUGGUAAAAGAUUCGCCGACAAGGGAUAUUUGAACGAACACACAAGAACACACACUGGGGAAAAGCCUUUCCUCUGCACAAUUUGCGAUAAAAGAUUUUCUCAGAAGACUUAUUUAAGAAAGCAUCAGCGUACACACACUGGGGAGAAGCCUUUCGCCUGUACACAUUGCGAUAAAAGAUUUUUUCGGAAGACUUGUUUAAAUAGACAUAAACGUACUCACACUGGAGAAAAGCCUUUCGCUUGCACACUUUGCGAUAAAAGAUUCACCGAGAAGGGAAGUUUAAACAAACACACUAGCAAGCACACUGGAGAGAAGCCUUUCGCCUGCACACUUUGCGAUAAAAGAUUUUUUAAGGAGAGUGAUCUAAAAAAUCAUCAGCGCACACACACUGGAGAGAAGCCUUUUGCCUGCUCACUGUGUGGUAAAAGAUACUUCACAAAGGCAAAUUUAAGCGUUCACAUAAGAACACACACUAAACAGAAGCCCUUCGUCUGCACACUUUGUGAUAAAAGAUUUAAUCAGAAGGCUCAUUUAGAAGUGCAUCAGCGUACACACAGUGGAAAGAAGCCUUUCGUCUGCGCAAUUUGUGGUAAAAGAUUCGCCGAGAAGGGAAAUUUAAACGCACACACAAGCACCCACACUGGAGAGAAGCCUUUCGCCUGCACUUUUUGCGACAAAAGAUUUUCUCAGAAGAGUCAUUUAGAAGGACACACACAUACACACACUGGAGAAAAGCCUUUUCCCUGCUCAGUUUGUCACAAAAGAUUCCGUCAGAAGGGAAGUUUAAACAAACACGCACGCACACACACUGGGGAGAAA